Messenger RNA from Aaosphaeria arxii CBS 175.79, 2178 nucleotides. Its product is annotated as dihydroxyacetone kinase-like protein. Gene Ontology annotation, cellular component: cytosol. The transcript has 4 exons. The record is from RefSeq and is a predicted model, not a curated record. Gene Ontology annotation, molecular function: glycerone kinase activity; ATP binding. Gene Ontology annotation, biological process: glycerol catabolic process. Lineage: Eukaryota; Fungi; Ascomycota; Dothideomycetes; Pleosporales. The coding region runs from base 203 to 1981 and encodes 592 amino acids.
CUCUCGAGCUUUUCUAAUUAUUUUCUCCUCUGCUCUUCCUAAUCUAGAGUGACAUUACCUUCAUUCUAUAGCUUGACGCUGCAAAAAAGUCAAUUUAGGCACAAAUCAAGUCCCCAAUUGAACUGAAUUUGCACUUUUCUGUACGAAAGUACAAUCCGAAAUUUGCUUUCAAGAGCACCUACACAUCCCCAUAUACCCAACCAUGUCUCGCAAACACUUUUUCAACAACACCGAGGGUGUUGUCGUGAACAUGCUUCAAUCCCUUGUCUCUCGCAACGCACACAUGGGCCUCGACGAGGCCAACCGCGUCGUCUACUCCAAAACACACAAGGCCAACCAGGUCUCCAUCGUAUCGGGCGGUGGCAGUGGCCACGAGCCCGCGUGGUCAGGUUUCGUCGGAGAGGGCAUGCUUUCCGCUGCCGUGUGCGGUGACAUCUUCGCAUCCCCUAGCACCAAACAGGUCAUGGCUGGUAUAAGAAACGCACCCUCAACUGAGGGUGUGAUUCUUUGCAUCACUAAUUACACGGGAGAUAUGCUCCAUUUCGGCCUGGCACGUGAGAAGGGCCAGGCACUUGGUUACAAGGUGGAUGUUGUGUGCAUGGCUGAGGAUGCUGCUCUUGGACGGGAGAAGAGUGGAAAGGUGGGACGGAGAGGUCUUGCGGGUAACUUGCUAGUCAUCAAGCUUACUGGUGCUGCUUCACAAAAGGGCUGGUCUUUCGAGAGAUGUCGACAGAUUGGAGAGCUCGGAAACUCACAACUCGUCACAAUCGGAUCUUCAUUGGAUCAUUGCCACGUCCCUGGACGUGAGGCUUUCGAGCAUGUCCCUGAUAACUCUUAUGUAUUGGGAAUGGGUAUUCACAACGAGCCUGGACUCAAAACAAUCACCCCUAUGCCCCCACCUGAGACCAUCAUCAGCGAGAUGCUCCGAUUCCUCUUGGACCCCAAAGACACCGACCGUGCUUUCGUCGAGUUCAAGCCCGAGGACAACGUCGUCAUGCUCGUCAACAACUUCGGUGGUCUUUCCGGCCUCGAGCUCGAGGCUCUCGUCAACAUUGCCCUGAAGCAAUUGGAGAAGGACUGGAAGAUCAAGCCCGCCCGCAUCUACGCCGGCAUCCUCGAGACCUCCCUCAACGGCCAGGGCUUCUCCAUCACCCUGGGCAACAUGUCCGGCAUGGCCAAGGCCAUGAAGGUCACUGACGCCGAAGUCUUCGAGCUCCUCGAUGCCCCCACCACCGCACCAGCCUGGCCCAAGAACGGCUACGCACCCGUCGAGAUCUCCAAGGAGACCGAAGAACUCCGCCAAAAGGCCAACGCCGCCGCAGCCUCCCACGCCGACGCCAGCAAGGGACCCGCAACCCCCUCCUCCCUCAUCCCCGCCCUCCGCAAAGCCUGCAACGAUGGCUUCGCUGCCGAGCCCACCAUCACACAAUACGACCUCCAGAUGGGCGAUGGCGACUGCGGCGAAGCCGUAGCGGGCGUGUGCAAGUCGAUCCUGAACAACCUCGACAGCCUCCCCAGCACGCUCCCGCCCCUCAUCCCCUUCCUCGAGUCCGUCGGCGAGAACGUCGAAGACGUCGGCGGCUCGCUCGGCGCCAUCCUCUCCAUCCUCGUCACCGCCUUCACCAACGCCCUCACCGAAAACACCGUCAAAUCCUCCAAACCCCUCGAUGUCUCCACCGUCGCCGACUCCGCCGCAAAGGCCCUCGACAACCUCAAGAACUACACCUCCGCCCGCGAGGGCGACAGGACCGUCAUGGACGUCCUGAUCCCCUUCAUCGACACCUUCGCCCAGACCAAGGACCUCGCGAAGGCCGUCGACGUCGCGGAGAAGAAGGCCGACGACACGAAGAACAUGAAGGCGAAGUUCGGCCGCGCUACGUAUGUUGGUGAUGAGAAUGCCGAGAGGAGUCAGAUUCCUGAUCCCGGUGCGUAUGCUGCUGGUGUGUGGUUGAGGGGUCUUUUGGAGGGAUAUAAGGCGUAAAGGUGAGGUGCUGAUGGGCACGAUGACGAUGAUGCAUGCAUACUUCUUUCUGAAGAGAUGAAGGAAUGAAAAAGAAUUGGAUAUGGUGUUAAGUGAAUGAUGUAUGGAUGUUCAUAUAUUGCUAGGUUUUGACAGCAUAUCUCUGAGGGUUGUGUAAGCGCAUUGGUUUUCAAUUAUAUCUUUUCAUAAUAUAUCAU